ACACACGCGCCGCUAAAUAGCGUGAGAAGGGAUGAAUUAUAGCGUUCAAAGAUACUCGAUAAGGCAAAACGCAGUCCACUGGAAUGGGCCAAACGGCACUGGUUCUCAGACGACUUAUCUCACUUCUCUGUUCUCGUAGAGCCUGUAAUAUACGAUGGAGGGAUAGAGAAACCCCGGGUGCCAAGAAAAUGUUCGCCCUUAUAGCUACUCCUGCAUUGUUAAUGCCCAGAAAAUGCAGAGCCCGAAAGCGUUUGGCAGUUUUCGCGCAAAAUUUUCCUUCUUUUCUGCCCAGUGAAGUUGAGAAUAUCAAAGACCCUUUUGCAAGAAAGCUAGCCUCAAGAAUCGAAAGGCUACCUGUUAGCUUCUCAGAGAGAUGUAUCAUGAGUAGUUGUGUCAAGCCUUUGGUACAAAGCAAGACAAGUCCAAUGGUUCUGCUCCAUGGUUUUGACAGUUCUUGUUUAGAAUGGAGAUAUACAUUUCCACUGCUUGAGGAGGCUGGCAUGGAGACUUGGGCUGUUGACAUUCUUGGUUGGGGUUUCUCUGAUUUAGAAAGACUGCCCUCAUGUGAUGUUGCGUCUAAGCGCGAUCACUUGUACCAGUUUUGGAGGUCCCACAUAAGGAGGCCCAUCAUCUUGGUUGGACCAAGCCUUGGUGCUGCUGUUGCAAUUGAUUUUGCUGUCAACCAUCCAGAAGCUGUAGAGAAACUGGUUUUCAUUGAUGCAAGUGUGUAUGCUGAAGGCACAGGAGACCUAGCCAAGUUACCAAGAGCAUUAGCAUACGCUGGGGUUUAUUUAUUGAAGAGUGUCCCCCUCCGCUUGUAUGUUAAUUUUCUGGCCUUCAACGGUAUAUCUUUAAGCACCAGCAUUGACUGGAUGAAUGUGGGCCGCCUACACUGUUUAUAUCCUUGGUGGGAAGAUGCAACUGUGAAUUUUAUGAUUAGCGGCGGUUAUAAUGUCAAUGAUCAGAUAGAGAAGGUUAAGAAGAGGACACUUAUAAUUUGGGGUGAGGAUGACCAAAUUAUUAGCAACAAACUAGCAGUGAGAUUGCACUCCGAACUUCCAAAUGCAAUCAUACGACAGAUACCAGAGUGUGGUCAUAUUCCUCAUGUGGAAAAGCCUGAUUCUGUUGCAAAAUUGAUCAUUGAAUUUGUUAGAGAAGCUUGUUAUGAAGAUGCGCAAACCAUUCCUCGGUAGAGAAGGUCUGCACUUUGGUUUGAUUAAUUUUAUUUAUGGCUUAUUUUUACACUGAAUUUUGAAUCCAAUCACAGACUUGAUGAUAUGGUUGGGAUAUAGGAUUCUAUAGGAACUCUGCUGCUCUUUCAAAGCCUGCAUUUUGGCCUUUAUAUUGUUAGCCAAGAUGAGAAAUUCAAUUCUAAUCAAUUGUUUUUUUGUAAUUAUCACAUGCAUACAGAUUACAUUGGUUAGUCAAAUCUCUGAGCUUUGAAAUUCAAGUUGCUUAUAAUGAUUGUGAUAUGGUAAUGAGAAAUUCAAGUC
This is a messenger RNA of Hevea brasiliensis (rubber tree), 1493 nucleotides long. Its product is annotated as alpha/beta hydrolase domain-containing protein VTE7-like. Lineage: Eukaryota; Viridiplantae; Streptophyta; Magnoliopsida; Malpighiales; Euphorbiaceae. The record is from RefSeq and is a predicted model, not a curated record. The transcript has 10 exons. Bases 84 to 1193 code for a protein of 369 amino acids. Gene Ontology annotation, molecular function: catalytic activity.